AUAAUUAAAGGUAUUCGCUGUAUUAAUUAGCGUUUUUAUAAGAAAAUAAUUAUAUCGAAUCAUUACACGAUGAAAAAUGUUUAGAUCAAUCGCAUAAGAUUUCUUACUACAUGAGAACACUGCCUGAAAUACAAAUCCUUAAAAUAGAUCAAUAAAAAAGAAAAUAGAUGAGACGUGCGUAACGGGAAAAUUUCAUUUUUUUUUUAUACAUAUAUACCGUGCAAUUUUUCGAUUAUUUUCUCUUUUUCUUAGUGCUAAAAAAAAGAAUAAGAAGGAAAACAAGAUAGCAGCCCGUGAAAAAAGAAAAAAUGGAUUCCAUGUAUCCUGCACCUCAAUCACCUUAUGCACCAACAAUGCCUGUCCCAACUGCACCACCACCAAGUGUAUUUUCGAUGCCACAACCUGGGAUACCGAUAGUACCACAAGGUGGUUGGUCACCGUCGAAUACGACUUGUCCACCAGGCUUGGAAUACCUUAUGGCCCUUAGUCAUCUAUUUGUACAACAGAAAGUCGAAUUAGUCGAAGCUUUUACCGGCUUUGAAACAAAGAACAAAUACAUCGUAGCGAAUGUCAGGGGAGAGCCAGUUUAUUACGUCGCGGAGGAGUCUGGAUUUUGUGGACGUUUAUGUCUGGGCACCUAUCGCAGCUGUGAAUUUGUUGUGAUUGACAAUAACAGAAGGGAAGUGUUGCGCAUGGUUCGUCCCUUCAGAUGCGACAGUUGCUGUUGUCCUUGCUGUAUGCAGGAACUGGAGGUGUAUUCUGGAGAUACAUUACUUGGUUCGAUAACGCAAGAUUGGAGCCUUUGGCGACCUACUUUUUCGAUUCGUAACGCAGCCGGAAAUACUGUUUUAAUUAUAAAGGGACCUUGGUUACGUUCUGCCGUAAAUGUAACAUUUAAGGUUAAAUCUGCGGAUGGUAGACACAGAGUUGGAGAUAUUAAGAAAGAAUGGAGCGGUAUUGGCAAAGAAGUUUUAACUAGCGCAGAUAAUUUUGGUAUAAGUUUUCCAGUAGACCUAGAUGUUAAGAUAAAAGCCGUUUUACUCGGUGCUUGUCUUCUAUUUGACUUCAUGUAUUUUGAAAAGAAAGAUAAGUCAGCCGCAUAAAAUGGAAGCUCUUCCAGAUCUGUUUAAAACAAAUACUUUACUAUAAUUACUUUUGCUAUGCUUUUCUAUAUAGCUUUUAACAGAUUAAUAUAAACAGAAUUGCAUACAAUUCAUAAGAGUGUAACUAAAAGUCUUCUAAUGUAUUCUAAAGCCUAUCUAUAAGAUGCACGUGUUACUGCAAUCAUAUUUUUCUAUGUUGUAUUCAAAAAUUGACAUACUACGAUUGUCAUAAGCACAAGGUACUGUUUUUCUGCCAACUGAUGUAAUUACAUUCAUUAAUUGUUACGAGCAUAUGUUGUAUGCAUGUAUUUUUUUAAAUGUGACUGAUUUAUACUCACAGGUAUAAAGUAAAUAAUGAUUUUGUGAAUUUUACAAAGGAUGGAGAAAGAUUAAAGAAAGGAAAUCAAUAUAA
Molecule: messenger RNA, 1515 nt
Organism: Osmia bicornis bicornis
Lineage: Eukaryota; Metazoa; Arthropoda; Insecta; Hymenoptera; Megachilidae
Product: phospholipid scramblase 2-like
Exons: 7
Coding region: 309-1103 (264 amino acids)
Biological process (GO): plasma membrane phospholipid scrambling
Cellular component (GO): plasma membrane
Molecular function (GO): phospholipid scramblase activity
Source: RefSeq, a predicted model, not a curated record